UGGGUCCAUCUGUCCUAGAUAACGAUGAGCUAGACAGGGCAGGAAUUGAUCUCGGUGCCACUGGCAGACUGCAGCUGAUGUACAAGUUAGCCGAAGGGACGGGUAUGCAAAUUCCACCUGCUGCUGCAAACGCUCUGCAAUUAGCAAACAAUGCUAUCGUCGGAAUGAUGGCUACAACUCCUACUCCAGCAGCUGCGGCUACGGCUGUGACGAAUCCUCCCAUUGCAACACAGUGUUUCUUAUUAGCAAACAUGUUCGAUCCUUCAAGGUAAGUUGGACAUUUUUUAUAU
Molecule: messenger RNA, 290 nt
Organism: Bemisia tabaci
Lineage: Eukaryota; Metazoa; Arthropoda; Insecta; Hemiptera; Aleyrodidae
Source: RefSeq, a predicted model, not a curated record